This is a messenger RNA of Staurois parvus, 263 nucleotides long. NCBI's taxonomy places the organism in Eukaryota, Metazoa, Chordata, Amphibia, Anura, Ranidae. The record is from the annotation of a GenBank genome assembly.
CCCAAAUGUUAACUGCUUCCUGCCCAGUGCCAUUAGUACAGUGUUUGUGCUUUUUAUUAGCACUGGUCACGGUAAUGGUGUCACUGGGGAUGUCAGUGACACCAAGUCAGUUCCCCCCAGUCUUAGAAUACCCGCCGCAGUCCCGCUAUAAGUUGCUGAUCGCUGCCAUUACUAGUAAAAUAAAAAUCCCAGUAUCUUUCCCGCCAUUUGUAAAUGCUAUAACUUUCACGUAAACCAAUUUAUUUACACGUAUUGGGUUUUUU